GGCGGGCCGGCGCGCGGGGCGGGACCAGGCUGGGGUGGGAACGUGGGGAGCUCGGGCAGCCGGCAAACAGACCGACUCAACCCGGACCAUGGCCUCCAAGUGCCCCAAGUGUGACAAGACCGUGUACUUCGCAGAGAAGGUGAGCUCCUUGGGCAAGGACUGGCAUAAAUUUUGUCUCAAGUGUGAACGUUGCAGCAAGACACUGACACCUGGAGGGCAUGCAGAGCACGAUGGGAAGCCGUUUUGCCACAAGCCCUGCUACGCCACGUUGUUUGGGCCUAAAGGUGUAAACAUUGGGGGUGCAGGCUCUUACAUAUAUGAGAAACCACAGGCAGAGGAGACUCCUGUCACCGGCCCUAUUGAGCACCCAGUACGAGUGGAGGAUCGGAAAGCCAGCGGCCCUCCCCGGGGGCCCAGCAAAGCUUCCAGUGUCACAACCUUCACUGGGGAGCCCAACAUGUGUCCUCGAUGUAACAAGAGGGUCUAUUUUGCGGAGAAGGUGACAUCCCUGGGGAAGGAUUGGCACCGGCCUUGCCUGCGCUGUGAGCGUUGUGGAAAGACACUGACACCUGGUGGACAUGCGGAGCAUGAUGGGCAACCAUAUUGCCAUAAACCUUGCUAUGGAAUUCUCUUUGGACCUAAAGGAGUGAACACUGGGGCAGUGGGGAGCUACAUCUAUGACAAAGACCCUGAAGUUAAGGACCAGCCCUAGGAGGUCCUGAGCCUUCUGCAUUAAUGCCUCACCUGCUAUUCCCAGUUCCUCUAGGGGAGUAAGCGCUCUCUACUCUCCAAUACUGCUUGCACAAGAAGCUUAGUUCUGAGGGGGUGGGAAUAAUUGGCUCAGCUUUAAUAUGAGUGUGAGGGGACAUUAUUUGAGCAUCCCCCAGAAUUGUUGAGAUCUGCCCGGAUAUCCCCUGAAUCCCUUCCUCCUUUGUCUCUUCCUCCUCCUCUUACUGUGCCUCUCUCUCCUUUUCAGUCUUUUUUCAAUUCACUUCCUCCUUACCCUGACCAUCUUUCCCUAGCUAUCUUUCUAAGCCCCUUCUCUUUCCUCUGCUCUCUCUCACUGACUUCCUUUCCCUUCAUCUCUAAGAGUCUGUGAGUCCUACUGUCUUAUCUCUCCUCUCACCCCCAACCUCCAGUACCCUGUACCCCAUGUUUAUUUAUGAAAGGAUAUGGGUCCUGCUUUGCUAACGACAAACCCCGUGUCCCAUUAUGUUAUUGAGCAGCCUGGGGCAGAGUGUCUCCUCUAGGAAGGCAUCUUUCUGCCCUAAUUCCCCCUUAAUGCACCACUGACCUUAUGCCACUUAAACUGUCACAUUUAACCAAACAAAGACACUAAGGCUGCUUUGAUUUUUGCUGUCAAUAAAGGUUUUGAGAAUCAAA
Molecule: messenger RNA, 1383 nt
Organism: Gracilinanus agilis (Agile Gracile Mouse Opossum)
Lineage: Eukaryota; Metazoa; Chordata; Mammalia; Didelphimorphia; Didelphidae
Product: cysteine-rich protein 2
Exons: 8
Coding region: 89-712 (207 amino acids)
Source: RefSeq, a predicted model, not a curated record